AUUCUUUUGAUUGGCAGCUCGGCGGACCAAUAGCUGGCUCCGCCUGUCUGUAGCUUAGCUAACGCAGUACGACGUUAUAACUUUAUAACUAAUAGCUACCAGCGUUUAGUUGCAGGCGCUGAUAAAACAGGUUGGAGCGGCUGUGAAAGAUGUCUCGAGAACAGCUGAUCGUACAGAGGGCCAGGAAGGCCUUCCAGACGGGGAGAAGCAAACCUCUGGAGUACAGGCUCCACCAGCUCAAGAGCCUGCUCCGCUUCCUCACCGAGAGACGGGGGGACAUUGCAGACGCUGUCAAGAGGGACCUGGGCAAGAGUGAACGUGGGACCGAGCUGUUUGAGACAAUUGGACUGGAGGGAGAGAUCAAGCUGGCCAUAGAGAACCUGGCAGAGUGGGCAGCUCCUCGGCCAGUAGAGAAGAGCCUCCUUACCAUAACGGAUGAGGUUUAUGUGCAGCCCGAGCCUCUGGGGUUGGUGCUCAUUAUCGGGGCCUGGAACUACCCCUGGGCCCUCACCCUCCAGCCGCUGGUUGGAGCUAUCGCUGCUGGUAACGCAGCAGUAAUAAAACCAUCUGAGGUCAGCUCUCACUCUGCCAAGGUCAUGGAGGAGCUCCUACCUCAGUAUCUAGACAAAGACCUGUACCCAGUGGUGACAGGUGGAGUGCCAGAGAGCCAGGAGCUGCUGAAGCAGAGAUUCGACCACAUCUUCUACACAGGAAGCAGCACAGUGGGUAAAGUGGUGAUGGAGGCUGCAGCUCGCCACCUCACCCCGGUGACCCUGGAGCUGGGAGGGAAGAGCCCCUGCUACAUUGACAAGGACUGUGACAUCACUGUAGCAUGUCGUCGCAUUACAUGGGGAAAGUUUGUCAACUGUGGCCAGACGUGCAUCGCUCCAGACUACAUUCUGUGUGAACCAUCCAUCCAGAGCAGGGUAGUCGAAGAGAUCAACAGAUGCAUCAAGGAGUUUUACACAGACAACCCAAAAACCUUUGAGGACUACGGACGCAUUAUUAACCAGCGGCACUUUAAGAGGGUCAUGGCUCUCAUGGAGGGGAGCACAGUGGCUGUUGGUGGAGACAGUGAUGAAUCCCAGUGCUACAUAGCGCCCACUGUGCUGAAGGAUGUGACGGGGGAAUCCAAAGUGAUGACAGAGGAGAUCUUUGGGCCGCUGCUGCCCAUCAUCACAGUGAGCGGAGUGAACGAGGCCAUCCAGUUUAUCAACGAGAGGGAAAAACCUCUGGUCGUAUACAUCUUCUCUCAUGACAACAAGCUGAUCAAAAGGGUGAUAGCUGAGACGUCGAGCGGAGCUCUGCUGGCUAAUGACUGUCUGGUACACUUCACUGUUAGCGCUCUGCCCUUUGGAGGAGUUGGUAACAGUGGUAUGGGCUGUUACCACGGCCGGCACAGCUUCGACCAGCUCAGCCACCUGCGCAGCUGUCUGAUCAAGCAGCUGAAGAUGGAGGGAGUGAACAGCAUGCGUUACCCGCCGCACACCGCCAAGAAGCUGGGCUGGGCUCGAUUCUUCCUGCUCAAGCAGGUUAAUGUGUGCAGGCUGCGACGCGUGGCACUGCUCACCGUGUUGGCUGGCUUGGUAGCAUUUGUGAUGCAGAGAAUUCUGCGAUGAAGCUGAGGAGCACGCACUGACGGCCCGAGCUGAACCCAGGUCAGGUGCAGGUGGACUCCUGACCUGCAGUGAAACCCAGCACUCCUGUUAUUUACUGGUCCAAAUCAUUUCUCCAUCAUGUAGGCUUAUUCAACUGAUUUAUGUGUUCUGUUACAUCUAAAGCUGCUGUUUUAGUUUUUAUUGUUUGACAUGGAUUUUAUAGCAGUUUAAUCUGUACUAUUUUAAUUUUAAUUUAACCUGAUUAUUAGAAGUUGUACUUUUAGAUUGUUGAAGUUAUGAAUCACUGCUGAAGAGGCAGGGGGCAUUAAUGGAGUCAUACAUUUCAUGACACAAUGAAAAUCAGCGUGCACAUCUUUAAUAUGCAAACCAUCAUUUCAUUUCACUCUGUGCAAUUAAACAUCAACAUGUCA
Molecule: messenger RNA, 2029 nt
Organism: Larimichthys crocea (large yellow croaker)
Lineage: Eukaryota; Metazoa; Chordata; Actinopteri; Sciaenidae
Product: fatty aldehyde dehydrogenase
Exons: 11
Coding region: 150-1619 (489 amino acids)
Biological process (GO): aldehyde metabolic process
Cellular component (GO): cytoplasm
Molecular function (GO): 3-chloroallyl aldehyde dehydrogenase activity; aldehyde dehydrogenase (NAD+) activity
Source: RefSeq, a predicted model, not a curated record